AUAAUCACACGUUCAUUAUAUUUAACAAGGUGCUGAUAGAAGCCAGUGACGAGUGAAAAUCCACUGGAGACUUUUCACGAUGUUGAAUGUCUCUAAAUCACUUACUGUGAAAUGUGGAAUGAGCCUCAGUACUUAUGAUAGCCGGUUAAAGCCCUGCGUGUACACUUUGUUUAACUAUGAGGUUUGGGACGAGUUCAUGUGUCCCAGCUGACACACACAAGGGGGCAGGUUCCGUGGUGCCUUCUGGGGACGUGGGACACGUUUCAGAACGCGAGUCUUUAACUGACAAUCCCAUGAACUCAAAUGCAACAACAACACGCUCAUCUAUAUUAAUGUUAGAAAAAGCCACUGAAACAACCAGCUUAUACGUCAUGUCACUUCUGAGCUAAUCUAAAAUCCCCACAUCCGUAUCUCCCGAGUGCACAGCCGGGGUUUUUCUUUUUCCGAGGGUCAGUGAAGGCAGCGCGCAGCCACAGCGCUCCCCGAGCUCCAUGGAAGGGUCACGCCUGUGCUUCAGCUUCUGGUCAUGGCUAAGCAGUACGACGUGUUGUUCAGGCUGCUCAUGCUCGGGGACUCGGGGGUCGGGAAGACGUGCAUGCUGCGCAGGUUCACGGAGAGUUACUUUGAUUCUUCACACAUUUCCACCAUCGGAGUUGAUUUCAAAAUGAGAACACUAGAAUUAGAUGGAACCAGGGUGCGGGUGCAGAUAUGGGACACGGCGGGUCAGGAACGCUAUCAGACCAUAACCAAGCAGUACUACAGGCGCGCACAGGGCAUCAUCUUCGUCUACGACAUCACGAGCGAGUCCUCCUUCCAGCACCUGGUGAAGUGGGCCGGCGACGUGGACGAAGUGAGUGCUCCGCGUGAGCUGCGAGACCGUGAGGUCAUUCCGUCCGCUUGUCUGUCCUGUCUUUUGUUUUGCUGCAGUACGCGCCGGGCAAGGUGCAGAAGAUCUUGGUGGGGAACAAGUCGGACGAGGAGACGAGUAGGAAGGUAUCGAAGGACCAAGGAAGCAAGCUGGCCGAAACCUAUGGGAUGGAGUUCUUUGAGACCAGUGCUUCCACCAGCGAUAACAUCAGCGUUCACUCGCAUGACACAACUGGUGCUGCGGGCUCACGAGCGCGACGUGGACGACUUGUUGGGCUCCCUGGAUGAUUACCUGGAGAAGGCGUCUUUGGAAGAAGAGAAAGGCGGCGACGCUCAGAAGACCUGCGCCUGUUAGACGAGGGACGUAAUGUGGCUCCUCGUGCUUUAGCUUCAGACACAUCGUUCCUUUGCUCCGCCUUUCGUUGAUCGAUAUUUCCAUCUGCUCGACGGGUCUCGCUAAGCGAACAAUGCACAUGCUCGAUAGAUUUACCCUGAGCAAAUAUACUGUACAGCCUCAGAUUGAUGGGAAAAAUCUGAAUGCGUUUCUAAGAAAUCAAAUUUGCAGCGAGACGGCAAACUCUAACCAAGCAUUUCCGCAAGGGAGACCGUUUUGUGCCGUAUUCAGUGCAUGUAUGUGUGUGUAUGUCCGUGGCCUGGCCGACUGUCUGUCACAUUGAUAAGCAUUGUUACGAUUGCUUAUAUUACUGGCGCCCCAGAUAUUCAUCAUCUUAAUGUAACGGUUGAAGCUCAAGGAUGUUACAAAAAAACAAACAAGCGAUGUUUAAGUUAAUAAAUUGAAAUUGCCGUA
This is a messenger RNA of Gasterosteus aculeatus aculeatus (three-spined stickleback), 1675 nucleotides long. Its product is annotated as ras-related protein Rab-15. Gene Ontology annotation, molecular function: GTPase activity; GTP binding. NCBI's taxonomy places the organism in Eukaryota, Metazoa, Chordata, Actinopteri, Perciformes, Gasterosteidae. The record is from RefSeq and is a predicted model, not a curated record.